UUCAUUCAUCAAGUCCAUGGGAGGAGCAAAAAGUUUGACAUGUUGUAGAAGAGCAUGAACCCAAUGUGGCUGUCCUGGCAUUGCCUCUUGUUGUGUAACCUCAAAUGAUCAACACCAUCAGAUGUCAAGUCAUGCAGCCAGACACACCGUAUAGGAGGACCAGACUGCUGCAUUAACAAUGAAUGGAUAUUCAAUCAAAGCCAGCUCAUUCCUGAAGUUGAGAACUGAGAAGGCAGAGAGAAUACACCUGACCCUGAAAAGUCUAACAAGAGGUCUUCACAGACCAUAUCAACCAGAGGUGGUCAUCUUACCAAGUGACAUGUUUUACCCCAUCCAAUACCAUUAAACACAGUCUUUCAUCUACUGCCACCUGUAACAAGGUAGAAUGUCCCAGCCGUCCCGACACUGGCAGUCUGAACGUGGGGACAGAUCUGAUGACUUCUGGAGGCACCUCAAAGAGGGGGAGGAGGAGAGAGGAGCAGAUGUAAUGCUCCAGAGGAUGGGUGAAGAGAUGAGACCCUCUAUCACCCUCCGCCCCCCACCUUUGUUCCGGAGCAUCGGACCAUCGGGGCUGUCGGCCAGCCUACCACCCCACCGACGUCUCCGCUCCAUAUUCCGCAGAUCCAGAGUGGUGCUGCCUGCGAAUACACACGCCGGCAAGGUUUCAGGAACACACACCCUCCAAGAUUUACUGUCAGGCACCCACAUCAACACACUCCCACAUCAACUGACUCCCAAUGACGUAGUGUCAGAGAAGGACGUUCACAUAAACACAGACUCAGAGACACAAACACAGCCCAAGAGACUCAUGAGUGCACAUGGGCUCACUGUAUUAGAACCACCAACAGGACCUCUCACAGAUACACUCUCAUUCAUAGUCAGUGCUGAAAGCAGACAGCAGGGCGGACAGCCUUUUUCUCAGCUUUCCCCACCCCUAAGGACCCAUAUCAAAGGCAGAGCAAGAUGGGGCAGAGCAGUGUCUCCUCUUAAAAUGAGAGAUGAUCUUGGGACUGGAGAGGGAGGAGUGAAAGAGAAGCAGAAGGUGAAGAGGAGGAGGCUGGACUGGAAAGGAGAGGACCAAGCCAAUGACAGAUAUGUCCCGUCCUUCACCCCAGAGACAGAGGGAGAUGGUGGACUGUGCCAGUGGUUACAAAGUCUGGGGAUUAGAGAUAGAGAGGAGGAGGCCAUUUCCCCCAACAGAAGUAAACAGCAGCCAAGUGGGUUCAGAGAGAGGAUGGCUGGACACAGAGAGGGGUAUUCACAUCCAGCAGCCAACCACAGGAGAGACAGACGCCCCCACUUCCUCCCGCCUAUCUGUCAGUCUGGCUCCCUACUCCAUGUACCCCUGCUGCUUCCCAAAAACUCCCCACCACCCUCGCCAUGCACCUCCCCACACGCCCCCUUCCACCCCUUGCCUGUACCCCUCCUCCACCCUUUGCCCUUCAGGAGGAAGUGAUAUUGUCCAGAAAAGGAAAGGGGUCUCAACUCAAGAGGCCCAUUUGUGUUUAUGCGGUUUUCUGUCUUGUAACUUCGGCAUAUUCUGACUGACACUUAGCUUAUGUAAGCUUAUAUAAUGUAUUUGCAUAUAGCGCAUUACGCCUACACAUCAUUAACAAGUCUUAUCCAGGUAUAAUGUAUGUUGCUCUUGCCAUUUAUACUGUACAUCCUUUACAAAUAAUCACAUAGUAGUUUCUCUACGUGUAAAUAGUCUCUAAGGAUAUGCUGCCCUGUCACAUUUCAAUUGCAUUAAAUUUAGCAUGUAUAGUUUGAAAGAUACAGGGCAUUGUUGUUUCUCAGGAUUAACAUCAACAAGUGAACCAACCUCAGCGUUUCAGUAAUGGUGUGCUCUGCCUUGUCCGUCUAUAGACCGUGUCCAGAUAUCCCCCGCAGAGAGCCCCCUCCUCUGAUCAGAGAGGAGGCCCAUGUUGUUUUUGAGGUGUCGGUUAGGGCCUGAACAGUGCUGUGCUCUGUGUGCAGCCUGUGGUGGGAGCUGCAUGUCAGGGCCAGAACACCGGCGUCUCAGUCCUCCUCACUGCCCGCCUCGCACAGCCUGCCGUUUAUGUGUUUAUCCUCAAACGCAGCCCAAAAUGUUUGCGAGUCAGGCUCUUUUUUUCCACCCGCGCCCCUCCCAUUAGGUGCCAAACAAACAUUGCACCGGAAAUUGCAGGGAUAUCUGGGAUUUUUAAGGGGUCCCAGCAGACAGGGGGCGAGGUCGAGAACAAGGAUGCUUUCUGUGACAUCUUAGAGGUGAGGUGGGGGGGGGUAGUUGGCCAAAAGAGAGGGUGUGACCAAGGCUGGGUGGCAGGGGGGUGGGCAGAGUCAGUAAGCUUCACUACGACUGAUCAACAGGCACAGGUGACUCAGUUUCUGAUGCCCUUUGACCUUAUUACAUUCCUUGAGCCCACAGUGCGUGCCACUCCUGACCUCGUUUGUCACCAAGCUGACCCGAGCGCUAGGCUAAUGGUAACCAUUGAUGUAGAUGUUAUAAGGCCCUGUAUCACAUGUAGCAGCAACCUCUUUUUUGGACUGCUAACUGGUCGAGCUUGUUUCCUCUCAUUCCUUCUCCUCCUUGCCCAUUCACUCCACAGGACAGACAGGACAGUGGGCCCAGAACAACCAUUGAUGAGGCUGAGAUUUUAUGUCAACCCUAAACAAAGGAAUAAUGAAUGAGAAAGUGUAUGCUCUUUGUUCACAGGGUGCUAUCUGGGUUUUGUCCAAGCCUCGUCCUCGCAAAACCCCAAUGUCCUUUACUCAUAAUGGCCUGGUGACACAUAUAGUACAUGGCACAGUAAAAUGGCUGUUGUUAGCUUAAAUUGUUCCCAACAGGGAAAGUACAGUAAAUGGCCUUGUACUUAUUUAAAUUAAAGUGAAACAGAAACCAAACUCCAAGUCCACUUGUUCUCAGUCUCUUAAUUUUCACUGUUUCUGCUCUGUCAUCUGUGCUGCAUACAGACUCAGAGCCUUUCUCUCUCUGUCCAGACGCAAGCUCUCUAAUUUAGACCUCUGUCUGCUCUUUAUUUCCCCUCUAUACAUCUUAAAUUAGCAUCAAUUAGGAGAUUGUUUGACUUCAAAUGCAUAGCUAUUUGAAAA
Messenger RNA from Oncorhynchus tshawytscha (Chinook salmon), 3090 nucleotides. RefSeq lists its product as uncharacterized. The record is from RefSeq and is a predicted model, not a curated record. The coding region runs from base 386 to 1456 and encodes 356 amino acids. NCBI's taxonomy places the organism in Eukaryota, Metazoa, Chordata, Actinopteri, Salmoniformes, Salmonidae. The transcript is spliced from 3 exons.